Molecule: messenger RNA, 2475 nt
Organism: Megalops cyprinoides (Indo-Pacific tarpon)
Lineage: Eukaryota; Metazoa; Chordata; Actinopteri; Elopiformes; Megalopidae
Gene: ranbp1
Product: RAN binding protein 1
Exons: 6
Coding region: 121-768 (215 amino acids)
Biological process (GO): nucleocytoplasmic transport; positive regulation of mitotic centrosome separation
Cellular component (GO): nuclear pore; cytoplasm; centrosome
Molecular function (GO): GTPase activator activity
Source: RefSeq, a predicted model, not a curated record
UGAGGAGGAAAUUUUCAGCGCGCGAAAGGAGCAGCAGGAAGCGAGACGCAGCGAGAUCGACUGGGCUUGGCUCGAAAGUAAUCAGACGAAAUUCCGUAAUCCCUAAACAUCUACAAUAACAUGGCUGAUACAAAGGAUACGCAAGAGGAGCAUGAGACCUCAACAGAUAAUGCAGAUGAGACCAACCAUGAUCCCCACUUUGAGCCCAUUGUGUCACUUCCUGAGCAGGAUGUUAAAACACUAGAGGAGGAUGAGGAGGAACUCUUCAAAAUGCGGGCAAAGCUGUACCGGUUUGCAUCAGAGAAUGACCCCCCAGAGUGGAAGGAGAGGGGCACGGGGGAUGUCAAGCUCCUGCGACACAAGGAGAAAGGCACCAUCCGCCUGCUGAUGAGGAGAGACCGGACCCUCAAGAUCUGUGCCAACCACAAUAUUGUACCUUUGAUGGAGCUGAAGCCGAAUGCAGGUAGUGACAGAGCCUGGGUGUGGAACACGCAUGCCGACUUCGCCGACGAGCACCCCAAACCGGAACUGCUGGCCAUCCGCUUCCUCAAUGCAGAGAACGCACAGAAAUUCAAGGCAAAGUUUGAUGAAUGUAGAGAAGAAGUCAGAAAAUCUUUAGAGCGUUCAGCAGGCACCACUGACAGUGCAAAUAAAGUGGCAGAGAAACUGGAGGAGCUCUCUGUAAAAGAUGACAAGACCAAACCAUCGGAGGAGCAGAAAGAGGCUGAGUCUGAGAAGAAAGAGGAGAAGGCUGAAGAAAAGAAAUAAAAUUCAGGAAUUGCUUUCCUCUGAUCCUGUCAUUUUUCCCUUUUUUCUACAAUAGACUCUUCAGAAACUGAAUUUGGACUUUUGCAUUUUGUUUUUCUGUAAGUUUUUUUUUUUUUUUUAAUAUUGUUUGCCAUCUGAGAUCACAAGACCUUGGAGGCACUUCAGAGUAUCCAUUCCCCAGUCAUAAAAAUGUACUGUGCUUUUCUUUCCGCAAUUUUUUUUCCAUAGUGGAAACAAGUUGUCUGUAUUCUGGUCACCUGUAAGUUGAAGUACCUUAACAUGACACCGUACUGUGAAAUAAGCCUUGUGAUACUGAUAAUUCCCACAUUGGGUGACAAUUUUCUGUUCUUUUGUAGGAAAAGUUUGAGAAUCGGAGACUUAGUUUACUGGCGCUCGUUCCUUUGAGACUGCUGGUGAAUGCCUCAAGUUUGGAAGUUACAAAUUAUAGAGGAGAGUAUAGCGUUGCUUCACGGGGAUUCUCCGUGAUGUAGCAUCUGCCUUUAAAAUCUGGGCUUCACCAUGUUAUUCUUUAGUAACUGUUCGCUCUAGAUGACUUCGUAAAAGACUCAUUUGGAUUUAAGGCUCCGAAGGAACAUUAGUGUAGACCAACAGCCAUAUCUGUGGAACUCAGAACAUCCAGAUGACUGUUACUCAUGAAGGGCAUUGUAGGUUGCAUGCCACCCAAUAAAAACUAGACAACGGUUAAGUCUUGACAUUUAUCACAGCAGUUUAUCCUCUUGCAUAAGAGUCAGUUCUCAAGUUAAACUUGCUCCUGUUGCAAACAUACUCAAAGCUAAAGUCCAAGCAUUUGAAAAAGCUCUAAAGUGGGAUGGUGUAGAGGUAUGUACUUAGCCUGUCAGGUUUAAUAUUCCCAGCUGUAAAUAAAACACAUAGCUGAAGUGGUUUUCUUUUGAUGUACACUCAAAUUUAUUUGCUUAUGCAAGCAAUCAUUAGCCCCACCUCAUGGCAGAAAGUAUUAAUAAUGACCACUCGUUGUCUUGGCCAUUGUAUAGGAGGAAAACACCAUUUUAAAACUAAUAAAGUGUGAAUGUCCCUGCAUGCACAGAUAUUUCAGGUACAAGGUAGUAUGAAAUGUAAUGUGGAUCCUUCAUGCUUACUGCCAAAGCAGCUUUAAACUGGUUGUUGGUUACUCGCAAGUAGCGGGGGUGGUCAGAGGAACCAUGUGGAAGCUCAGUUUGAAUUAUUGCUACCUGUCUGAGUACUGUUCAUAGUUGAGGUUAUAGUAUGAUGCAUCCAACUAGUACAUUGGUGAUGAGCCUGAGAUGCUAAUCACAUGGCUAAGAAUAGAAUCAUACAGUACAUAUUUUAAUGUUUCUUGAAUUGAAUUAACACUUUCUGGCAUUCCCCAGUUUAGCUAGCACUUUCUGACAGUGUGAAGAUGGCACAUCAAGUUCCAUUGGCAAUUUGAUGAAGGAUUUGGUCCAGAAUGAUCUCACUUUUUAUAGUGGUAAAAUGUUACACAUUAUGUAAUAAGAUUGUGAACAAAUCAAAUUAAAGUAUGAUGCUCUCUGCCUUCAUGUGAUCUUUUCAAACUUGGCAGUGUAUUAAUUUUUACUGUUGGCAAAAUGCCAUGAAUGUUGAAAUUGUUAGAAGUCUGUUUUUGUCACAGCAGCGACCAGAAGUGUGGUUCUUGGCCAUAAGUUGAGUAUGUCAAAAAAUGGGAGCCUCCAAUAACACAACACAUAU